AUGUUGAACUACAGGCUCGGGCCAUUUGCCGCACUCUUGCUGUUUGGACUGGGUACAUCGGCAUACGGUUCCAGGAACAGCUCCGCCCGCACCUUAGAUCCAUACGGCUAUGAGUUGUCGCCACUGGUCGUUACAAGGCCCGGUCAAGACAAGUGCCCUCCGUGUUUCAAUUGUCAGCUGGAUGCAUUCACGUGCGGAAACUCCGGAGAAUGCUCAGCAUACGAUGGCCAGUGCAAAUGUUCGCCGGGAUGGUCAGGUAUUGACUGUCUGACACCACAGUGCGACUCUUUGGCGGACGGAGAGAGGCGGAGGCCGCGCGAGGACGGGCAGAAGUGUGAUUGCGAGGAGGGAUGGGGUGGAGUCAAUUGCAAUGUUUGCAUGACGGACAAUGCUUGUAUCGGAUUUCCACUCGCGGGAAGACCUCUCAGCGAUGGCGACGAGGUGAAUAAUAUGACGUGCUAUACUGGCGGUUUGACGAUCUUCGAGAAUCACCACAUGUGCAAAGUGACAAACCGCAAGAUUUUGGACAUGCUGCCCGACCGCCCUCCAGAAGUUACAUUCAGCUGUAACCGGGAGGCAAAGACAUGCCAGUUCCAGUUUUGGACGGCCCAGGAGGAGUCGUUCUAUUGUGGUCUGAACAACUGCAAGUCCACCAUGGAUGCCAUGAAUGCAACGCGAUACGAAUGCGAGAAUAUUGAUUGUAGCUGCGUUCCGGGACGAUUCAUAUGCGGCGAGAAUGGGAGCAUCGAUCUUACCGACUUCCUCAAGGAUAAUAUCGUUGGGCCUGCUUCAUUUAGCUGCAAAACACCCAAGGAUUGCAAAUUCGAAGAGCCUGGUAUGAACGAAGUGAUUGAGACUAUCUUCGGAGAUGGCUAUAUCACACUGGAUUGCUUUGGUGGCGAGUGCUUGCAUUACUCGCAGGUACCUGGCUAUGUGGCUCCGCCUAAACCUGACAACAGCAAAUUCAUCGCACUCAGCAUCGCGGGGGCCGGUUUGGUCGUAAUUACAGCUUCUGCUGUGCUCUGGUAUGCAGGUCGGACAGGCUCUGGUGAUUUCGGACAAAUUCGCCUUCCAGAGAGCGAGACCGCGAGGCUGAUGACAGAACAUGUCCCUGCAUCGUUACAUUUCUCCGACAUAUCUUAUAUGCUUGGUACCAGAACAAUUUUGGAGAACAUUUCGGGAUCGGUCAAGCCUGGGCAAAUCAUGGCAAUCAUGGGCGCCUCGGGUGCUGGCAAGUCAACCUUCCUCGAUAUUCUAGCGCGCAAACGCAAACGUGGACUUGUGAGCGGUCAUAUCCUAGUAAACGGACGGGAGGUUGCGGACGCAGACUUCAAAAAAGUAAUGGGCUUCGUGGACCAAGAAGAUACUCUUAUGAGCACGCUGACGGUAUACGAAACUGUCCUGUAUUCUGCUCUGUUGCGAUUACCACGAGAAAUGAGUUUAGAGGCUAAGAAGUAUAGGACUUUAGAGACUAUGCACGAGCUAGGCAUCCUUGGCAUCAAAGAUUCCAGAAUCGGUGAUUCCGGGCGACGCUCUAUUUCCGGCGGCGAGAAACGUCGCGUUUCGAUCGCUUGUGAGCUUGUCACCAGUCCGUCUAUUCUCUUCCUGGACGAACCCACAAGUGGUUUGGACGCAUACAAUGCACUCAGUGUCAUUGAGAGUCUGGUCUCACUUGCAAGAAACUAUAAUCGCACUGUUGUCUUCACGAUUCACCAGCCGCGCAGCAACAUCGUUUCAUUGUUUGACCAACUAAUUGUCCUUGCGCAAGGCAAACUCGUCUAUUCUGGAGAAGCGGAUAAAUGCCAUGAUUAUUUGGCUAGCAUUGAACAACCAUGCCCUCCAGGAUUCAACAUUGCUGACUACUUAAUUGACUUGACUAUGCAAGCGGGGUCACAGUCUAGCUCCAGUGGUAGUCCGCCAGUAGGGACAGAUAGUUCGGACGAUCAUACUAACCUUCGUGAUGAAGAACGCGCCUUCAAUCCAAGUGCCGCCACAUUGUCCGUUUCCGCCCGAUCCCAGGAACAAUCUUCUACGUCUGGGGACGAGACAGAGCUACAGCUUCGAUCCGCUUCCAUCGCUGGCUCCGCAUCGGGUUACGUCAAGCGCAAGACCUCGCAGCUUUUGCAAGCUAUCAAGCCUUCCUCGUAUUCUGGUAGUAUGCCGCUACCCCCUCGUCUGCGGGUAUUGGUGGACGAGUUCGCGAAGAGUGAAAUUUCCACCGCCUUCCGUGUGGAAACUGCUCAAGUGGAGCGUGCCGCUGCUGCUCCACCAACAUCUACGACUAUUGAUGAGCUUCCCGACAUCGCAGUCGAGAGCUCCCUCGCUAAGGGUCGCAAGCGUGCAAGCUGGGGCACACAAUUCCGUAUCUUGAGUGGCCGAGCGUUCAAAAACCUAUAUCGUGAUCCAGCGUUACUGGCUGCCCAUUACGUGUCUGCGGUCGUGGUAGCACUGUUCUGUGGAUACUUCUACUACAAUGUUUCAGACGACAUCUCAGGAUUCCAGAAUAGACUAGGGGUAUUCUUCUUCACUCUGGCUCUCUUUGGCUUCUCCAGCUUGUCGAGUCUGAGCUUGUUCGCGAACGAAAGGAUAUUAUUCAUGCGAGAGCGCGCGAACGGAUACUAUUCGUCAUUUACAUACUUCUCAUCGAAGAUUCUAUUUGAUAUCUUGCCGCUGCGCGUAGUCCCUCCUCUCGUUUACGGUGGAAUCCUAUACGGACUCGUUGGCCUCGUGCCUGCUGUUGCAAGCUUCUGGAAGUUCAUGCUCACUCUCGUUAUGUUUAAUCUUACUACAGCAAGCGUGGUGCUCUGCCUAUCGAUCGCGUUCGCGAGCACUGGAGUUGCCAGCCUCGCUGGAACAUUGAUCAUGCUGUUCAACCUCUUGUUUGCUGGACUUCUCAUCAACAGACAAACUCUCGGACCCCAGUGGGAGUGGCUGAACACCGUCUCCUUCUUUCACGCUGCGUUUGAAGCUUUGGCGGUCAACGAACUACGCUACCUGCAAUUGAGGGAGAACAAGUAUGGUGUGGACAUUGAUGUUCCCGCAGCUGCUAUUCUUUCUACCUUCGGUCUCAAGGCCCAGUCAUUCUGGUGGCCAAAUAUAUCACUUCUGGGAAUCUUCUUCGGCGUAUUCACUGUGGCGAGUUAUCUUAUCCUCCACUUCUACGUCAGGGAGAAACGGUAG
Molecule: messenger RNA, 3180 nt
Organism: Fibroporia radiculosa
Lineage: Eukaryota; Fungi; Basidiomycota; Agaricomycetes; Polyporales; Fibroporiaceae
Exons: 18
Coding region: 1-3180 (1059 amino acids)
Cellular component (GO): membrane
Molecular function (GO): ATP hydrolysis activity; ABC-type transporter activity; ATP binding
Source: RefSeq, a predicted model, not a curated record